Molecule: messenger RNA, 1711 nt
Organism: Durusdinium trenchii
Lineage: Eukaryota; Dinophyceae; Suessiales; Symbiodiniaceae
Source: the annotation of a GenBank genome assembly
AUGCUUCUACCUUGUCGGGCAUUGCCCAUGUACCCGCCGUUGACACCAGCACGGUGGGCAUCGAUGGCCAUUACCAGAGAUGCCGAGCAGGAUGCGCACUUUGACCCCUCCGCCUGUGUGGAGGUCUGCCGAGCGCGGUAUCCCAACGUUCGGCCUGCAGAGAUUGUCGCAGCCGUGCAUGGGCCACGUUGCGGCUGCCAUGUGGGGACGCUUCCCGAGACCUUCUCGGAAGUCGAUAGUACCUAUUGCACCUACCAGUGCAAGUUUUACGAGAACCCCAUUUGCGGGGGACCGCCGUCCUUCUGGGGCGUGUUCGUGCAGUACGACUUCCAGGCCUUUUCUUCCCAUGGUGCCUAUGAUCCCUGGCGGAAGAUUUGGUACACGAUUGCCGUCGUGAGGGAGGCGACCAUCAUUGGCGCAGAGGCCUGGAAUCCAGACUUGCAGUUAGACCCUGAGCGGUAUUACCUCCACGCUGCUUCGGUGCAGACGGGACAAGCUGCGUUGGAGGCCCAGGUUCAGUUUUCAGCUACAGAGACUCCGAAGGAACACAAGCUUUUUGGAGUGCUUUGUAAGAAUACUCUUGGUCAUUUCUUUUGGCCGGCGUCGCAGCGAAUGCGGACUGUAAAGAUCAUUCGACAGUGUUUCAGUGCUGCCAUGACGGGCAUCCAAUGUGUGGUCUUUGAUUUGGACGACACCCUGUGGAGCACUGCUGCAACUCUGGAGCAUGCCCAUGAGGUCAUGAACAACGCUCUGCAGACUGAACUGCCUGAGGAGCCAAUAGAAUCUCCUGAGCAGUUUCGGGAUCGAAUGCGAGCAGUGCAGAAGGACUUUCCUGAGCGCGAGCACGACUUUGGCUUCUGUCGGCGGGAAGCGCUGAUGAGGAUGACAGGAGAUGCCAUGUUGGCGGAGCGUGUCUUCGUGGCUUGGCACAAGGCGAGGAAUGAGCCGACGCUCUUUGACGGCGCCGAGGAGAUGCUACGGAGGCUUAAAAGGACGAUGAAGAUCGGUACACUGACAGAUGGUAACGCGGAUCCCUUCGUUAUCAGCCCUUUGAAAGACUUGAUCGACUUUCAUGUGAACUCAGUUGAGGAGACGGGCUUUGGAGAGAGGACACAAAAAGCCAGACGAACACAUUUGACAGAAAAUACAACGGAAAUGCCUUGCAACGCAAUCAAACAUCGAGGCGGGCGCUCCAAAGCCGGACCUGCGGAUGUUCAAACUUUGCGAGGCCAAAUCAGGCUGCUUGCCCAAUCAGUUGGUCAUGGUUGGCGACAACGUUGGGAAAGACAUUCGAGGCGCUCAGGCUGCAGGCUGGCGUUCCAUCUGGGUUCACCCACCGAAGUGUGAGGGCUGCGGCCCUUUCGAGAUGGCGGCGCCGGCAGCUGUGGGAGACACUGCUGCAGAUGCGGAGGUUGAUCAAGUGUCCAAGGUGGAGGAAGUGCUGCUUCGCUGGGAACAGCAGGGCCGGCUCUAGGGCGUUGAAGCGGUUUGCAUGGCGAGCGGUCGACUCACCCAGCAUUCCUGCCAAAACCUGGCACAGGCGCAUUUCUUCAAUGAGCUGGCUGUGAAGCAUCAUCCUUUCUGUACCUUAGAGGCCUGAAUUGAUGAGCCUCCAUAAAAGCAGCAAAGAGGUCGGUUCCAUUUGCCUGAAUGGGCGGUUCCUGACUGGCUUUGCAGCCACUUUUGCCUCUUGGAGCCAGGACAAAAAGGG